This is a messenger RNA of Porites lobata, 11193 nucleotides long. NCBI's taxonomy places the organism in Eukaryota, Metazoa, Cnidaria, Anthozoa, Scleractinia, Poritidae. The record is from the annotation of a GenBank genome assembly.
AUGGCGGCAUGUCAAUUUCUUUUUCGAAUACAAAUUUUCUCUUUAUGUUUCCUCUGUCUUCGUUUGUUUAGCCUAUAUACAACAUCAGCAUCAAGUAUAAGAGGGGUUGCUCUAACUAGUAAGUAUUUUCUACUGUAUCUAAACGUUUAUAGAGGCGAUCUGCGCUGGAAAUCUGGUUCAUAGUGGUUAAAAAUCUCCAGGACUUAUCGAUACUGCAGAGUAUUGUUCUAUUUUGUUUUAGGUAAUGAUGAUAUAAUUUAGCCUUGGUUUUACAUGAGGAAACUAUGUCAUAAUUAUCUCUUGAAUCGGUGUAAGACCUUGUUUGUAUAAUAAUUGAAACCCAGCAGAAAGGGUAAAUCUGGAUGCAACUUAAUUUGCCUUCCAUGUUUAACCCUUUAAACUUGUAUGCAGUGUGAUUUUAAGAGUUAAGUUUUUCAUUAACGGCAAGUUGUAAUUGCACAUUCAAACAAUGUAAAGUUCGAUAAAAGGAAGCUGAAGAAUGCAGGUCUGGAGAAGAUUUAGUGUUAUUGUUUAAUGAAGCACUAAGUUUCUAUGGUUUCAGCUGACAAACCAAUCAUUACCAUUUCCAACAAUUAUGUGCUUCAUGCAUAUUUUUUGUUUUUUCCUUUUAGGGUUACCAUUUUUUGAUAGCUCAAAAGACUUCACUUGCUUUGAUGGCUCUCUAACAGUUCCUUUUAAUUCUGUAAAUGAUGAUUAUUGUGAUUGUGCUGAUGGUUCUGAUGAACCAGGUAUGGUAGCCAUCUCCAUUUUUUGCCAAAUGGUGCAACAUCAAUAAACUGUUAUUUGGGUUUUCAGUGAUUUUGUUACAAAUUGUUAUGGUGAUUCCUGGGACCCAUCUUGUGAAACAAUAUGAGUCCCAGUUAAAAAUGCUUGGGCCAUUAUGUAACCAGACAGUUAAUCUGAAGACAGACUCCAAAACUCUGUAUUACAGUAUACUGAAAUUAAAAUAUAGUCUUUUUAUUUUAAUACACAACGAAGGCUAAAAGAAUAUGCAUUGUUCAACAACAGCCACAAUAACUGCCACAGAAAUUACACAAAUGGUCCGAAUAUCUCUACAAAUACACAUGUUCAGAUCGGUGAUCGAUCUUGUGUCCUACAGGAUGCAUACCAUGAAUUAUUUAGCAUUUUGGGGGAUUUUUAUGUGUCAGGGACAAAGGACGCGGAGGUAACAAAAUCACCAUGCGAAGCCUGUUCCCAGGCUAACCCCCCCAAACCCCUUUAUCAUUACACCUGUACUAAGGGUGGGAGGGAUAAGCAUUGACUAAAUCAUUGAAACCUUUCGAUGCAAGAUUAUGACUAAAAUUCUAAACUCGAUCCUUUAGGAACUUCAGCUUGCUCCAAUGGAAUAUUUCACUGUACAAAUGCUGGAUUUAGACCAUUGAACAUUCCUUCAUCAAGAGUAAAUGAUGGCUUAUGUGGUAUGUCAGGAAUUUAUUUACAUGUACAUUGAGUGAUAUUUUUACUUUUGUAAUAAUUAUUAUAUGGUGCAAGUAUUUGUGGCUAUUAGAAUAUUAAUAUUAAUAAUAGUGGAGUUCCAUGCACGCCCCAAUUGCGCACGAGCAGAGCCCUAUACCUAAGAAAAUGUGGUCAUCUAUCCAUCCAAGAAAUUUUGGUAAUCACAUGACUGUCUGUCCGCCCAACCACCCGUCUGUCCUCAUCGCAGGGGAACCAACAUUAAAUGUCAACCUUUUAGCUAGUGUGGGAGCCUGAAACCUGAUAUUGUACAUCCAUGUUGUGGUUAAUUGACAGCUGUCAAAACAUGGUGUCUGCUGACCAGUAUCACAUGACCAUAUUGCAGGCUCAGAUGUCGACCCAUCUAGGUUAUGUGUUUUUUUUUAAGUUCUCUGCUGACAAGUUACAAGUUUUCGACUGAUUGCAGGCUCAGGUUUAAGUGAUUGUCUAUUUAUUAACUGGAACUUCGCCUUUAGCCGUGGCUAAAUAUAUAUAUUAUAUUUUUAACAUUCAGAUUGCUGUGAUGGCAGUGAUGAAUACGAUGGAUCAGUCAGUUGUCCAAAUACCUGCAAGUAAGAUAUGAAAAAUUACACGUAUAAGAAUCUCGUAGGUCUAGUAAACAAAAUAACCAAUCAAUUUUUAUAGUAAAAUUCUGCUAGUAAUACUAAGUUUUUUCUUUGCAAAUUAGGCAUUCUGUUGGUAACAAUACAUCUUGUGACCUUUCUCUGUGAAUGUUACAGUUUGUCAGAGAUGAUUUGUUUACUCCGGCCAAAAAGAGAGAAAGGAGAGUAAAAGGCCUUUCACCAAGUCAUUUUGGGCACAUGUGAUUGCCUUAAGUGAAAGUUUGCUUGGCAACAAGAUAACUUAAUAUUCUGUUAUAUUCUCGUUAUUACUCUAAUUGAGAAAAUGUAAACUGUAUAAGAAUUUUUUUGUUUUAACAUUACUCUCAUUUUUUGUUAACUUUACACGAAUUGAAAAACGUAGAAAGUAGUUACAGCAUGCAGUUAUGAUGUCUCAUUCCAGGAACAGGCUUGUCACUGGUGAAUAAAAAUUAAUUCCAUUCAACCUGAUCAACAACCUUGCUUCAUAAAUUUAUUUCAGGGAACUUUAUAAAGAACUUUACCAAAAACAGAAAGAAGAAGCUGAACUAGCAAAGCAGGUAUCUAAACCUUCUCACCCAACUUUGCAGUUUUAAAUAAUUUUUCAGUUAACUUGUUUCCAUGGUCUUUGCAAUUACUAUGUAGCUCAGGGCUAUACAUACAUAUGGAUAAUCCUUUAAAUCCACGACCUCUGAUGCCAACCCUAAUCUAAGAUAUUGUAUGGCUUAAGGGUUAGAGUUGGGGGUAAGAGCUACAGUAGGGUUAGAUCAGAGACGCAUUGAGGGGAAGUAAUCAGCUCAUUUUUUUUUUUAUUUGCUUCUAUCUAAGUGACAUCUCGUACUACUCAUGUCUACUGGUUGUUAAAAGAUAAAUGUACAAUUUAAUAAUAUUACAAAGCUACAAGAAUUAGGAAGCUGAUAAGUGGAAACUUUAAUGGUAAAAAUAGGGCUAAUAUGCACAAUUGUAUGAGACUGUGAAGCUGGUAUCCAUGAUUUUCUUGAUUCAAGGGUCUCGCUGUAAAACAAGACUACAGCAGACAGGGUCAAGAGACAAAAGAAGAAAGAAAGGUAUGUGUUUUUUGGUUUUACAUCUAGUUAUUUUGGGAGAUGGCCGAGGGUAACUAUUAACCAUGGUUCAUAUUAUCAGUUCCCCAAGAGCCAAAGUAGUCAUUCCCCAUAAAUUCUUCGAGGACUUGGCACAGUACUACCUAAAUGUCACCCCAGAGCUAAAUGUUUGGAGCUUAUACCUGGUGCUAAAGAACUUUGUUACGCUGUUAAAUUGGACAGUGCAUGACUUUCUUUUGUGAUCACUUUUUAAUUUUCUUAUUGCAUAUUGAUUUAAGCUUGUCAUGUACCUUUUUGCUUGCAUUUAUAAUCUAGAUUAAUUUCGUAUAAAAAUCAUUCCUGUUUUAAAAUCCCUUUUAGCAAAAGCUUGAGGAACUUAAGAAACAAUUGGAAGAUAAGAAAGCUUUGGUUGAAGAACUGAAAGGUACUAUCAAUAAUGUUACAAGCAUCUAUACUUAAGAAGCAUCUUCAUUACAACUUACCUAAUGAGUCUCCUUAUAGGCAGUGGCUCUGGUACACAGGUGGAAAUCAGGAGUUUAAGCCAGGAAAUAAAAUUGUUAAUCUACCAGACACUCGCAAUAACAUUUUACUCUUUGUCUUUUACAUAUUUAUAUAUUAUUGUUUUCCCUUAUUGUAUACUCAGGGAAAAAAGAGGAAGUUGAGGCAACUGAAAAGGAAGCCAAGGAUAAACAUGAAAAAGCAUGGGAAGGUUAGAUUCUUUAUUGUGCUUAAAUUAGGGUCUUAACAACAUGAAUACCAUAUUAUUUUGUCCGGUUUUAUUAAAAUGGAGCCAUUAGGCUUGGCUUGGACAUCUUUGUGGCAAAUAUUUGUAGGGUUUUUUUAAUUCAAGUUCAAGUUCAUUUAUUCACACUUAUUCAAUUACAAUACAACAACAAUAAGGCCAGAUCAUGGGAAGAUAGUCCAUUGACAGGUCUAACAGUGGAUGGGGGGCUGGGUAACCGAUGGCAUUGUGGCAAAACCAGAGGGUGGGUAGGGAGGGGACUUUUUGUCAAGUUUCAAAACGUUUCUGUGUCUUCUCAAAUGUGAAAUUUAUUCUGAAUUGUUUGGUUGUCCUGUGGUUCAUUCGUAAUAAACGGUGCACAGGGCACCUACCUGACCCUAACUUAGUUCUGUAGCGUGCCAUGUGGAAAGGUUUUUGCAUGGAUCUGGUUAUCCUUCAGUUGAUAUGCCUUAUGAGUUCUGUUCUCAUAAUCUUUUAUUUAGAAACCAAGGUCAAGAUAUUGGCUGAAAGAGACAGAGCAUCUGCAGAGGCUGCUUUUAAAGCUCUUGAUACUAGUGCUGAUGGAAGGUGAAUAUGUUGCACAUUUUUUAGACAUUCUGGUAUUUUCAAGGCUUGUCAAAAAAACAAUUUUCAUCCAUAAAAUAUGUUAGUAUUUAUUUAUUAUUUUUGAAAAAUUCACGGAAAGGGUGAAUUUAUUUUACCAUUAUAGCCCUACUGCUGGGUUUAUUAUGAAAACAUUUUCAUUUUUUUUUUGCAGUUUUUCAAUAUAAAUAAUUAUAAUAUGUACUAUGUCUUCACUACAGACUCACAAUCCAAGAACUUGUUGAUACUGAACUCAUGGAUAAGAAAUACACUGAAGAUGAGGCUAGAGUAAGUGUCUGUAAUACACCACUGUAUUUUGCCAUUUUAUACUCUCAAAUCUUUACUUUUAAUUAAUACAAAACAUACACAGUAUUACUACAGCAUCUCGGCUAAAUCAAGUCUCAUAAAUAGUGAUAAUAAUGAAAUAAUGAUGAUCAUGAUGACAAUAGUAAGGUUAUAACCAUUGUAGUAGCAAUUAUUAAUAGUAAUAUUAAAAAUAAUAAUGAUUAUGUUAUUACAAUGUUGUAUACUACUCAUUAACCAAGAGUGAGGUCAUUACCGGGAAAUGUCAGACUGAGGCCUUGAUGUAUUGCCCGGUUAAUACAUCAAGGGUGAGGUCUGAGAUUUCGCUGUAAGGACUGAAUGGACGAGGUUAAUAAGUUAUUUAUUAUUAUUGUGACCUUUUCAUUAUGGACCUGAGCCUGCAAUCAAUUAAAACCAACAACUGGUCAGCAGAUAACUUUAAAAAACACAACACCUCAAUGAGUUGUACAAUUGAGCCCACAAUACAGUCAGGUGAUACUGGUCAGCGGAUACCCUUUUUGACAGCUGUCAAUUGACCAUAAUACGGAUGUUUAUAAGGAUGUCCACUAUCAAGUUCAAACACAGAUUGCAUAUGCCUUGGACACCUAGCUAGUAAUGCCUGAACAUUACAAGAAAACAGCCAAUCAGUGCGCACAGGGCUCCUGGUGUGCAUGCACGUACUACUGUAGCCAUAUAAUAAAAUAAAAUAUGGAAAAAAAUAAUAAUAGUGAUGACAGUAAUGGAUAAGAUCUGCAAUGAUUGAAAUUAUUUUUUUCCAGGAGCUUCUUGGAGGUUAUGAGGAGUCAGACUUUGAAAGCUUUUUCACCGCACUUUGGAGCUCAUUCAAAGGGAAAUACCUUCAUAAACAGGUAAAAUGAUUAAAUUUUGUUUCACUUUUCUCUUUUGAAGCCAUUGGAGGAGAUUUUUAUUAGUUACAGUGUGUUGUCAGUGACAGCAUUUUCCAUCAACUUUGGAACUUUUCAGUCACCGAUGGGCCAAAAAAAAAUUUUCAAGUUAACAGAUAACUGUAUUAAAAAAGGGUUUUUGUUGAAAAGUUUAGCCAGGAGGUUAAAAACCCAAAUAGUGUUCAUGACUGUAUAGAGCUGGGGUGGCCAUAAAGUUGACUUGAAAAAGCAAGGAUUUAUGUGUAGUUAACGAACAAGCAGUCUUGUUAAGUUUUAGACUAGAUAUAAAAAACAAACUGAGUUAAAGUAUAGCCCAGGGCGAUUGAAUUUUGCUGUAGAGAUAGCAAAUUCUUUUCUUAACUUGUCCUAUGGGCAAGCAAAGUUUUUAAGGCAAUUCAAAUUACAGAAGAACUGUAAUUAAUCCUGCUCAUCCUUAAAGUAUUUCAGGCUAAUUUAAAUAACUCCUGGGCUAGUACAUGAUCGCUACAGCUUGCCUGUGUGGCAGGCUGUGAAACUGACUUUCUUUGCACCCUGUUUAGUCUUGCAGUAGGAUUUUGAUUGGGCUUGAUUUUGGCCUAGACAAUUGGACGUAUAAGCCAUGUCUCCAUCAGAAACAAAUUCAUCAAUAUUAAUUUCCUUUCUAUCUUCUAUAAGAAUUGUUAAUGAGUUCUUGAAGAAAGAAAGGUAAAUAAUAUUGAUUUAUUGUAUUUAGUCCAUUGUUGAGUUUCAGUGUAUAUACUUAAUUUAUGAGUGUUAUAAAGUGAUAUGUCUGAUAAUCUAAACUCCAACUAAUAAAAUAAAUGUCAUUCUAUUAUUCCAGACAGAACCACCACCAUCUGAAGAAUCUGAGAAAGGGGAAGAAAAGCCAACAGAUGGUGUGUUAAUAUUUAGCAGAAAAUAAUGUUUCAAAUGUGGUUGAAUAUGUGACAUUAAGAUCUGACUAGAGGAAGCACUCAUAAUGUUUCAUAAUAAUUCUGUAUAUUGCCACCACAUGCCUACAGGUUUUUUAAGUAUAAAUUUUUGCUUUUAACUAAUCCAGGAAGGCUAGAAAGUCUAACUGUUUGCAGAUUUCAAAGGGUAGCACUUUCUCCUCAGUUGUUUAAAGGGGUUAUUUCACAAGGGUAUUGCUGUUUAAGGCCAAUUCUCUGCUGAAGUUAUUACUUAGUGCUUUUAGAAAUUGUACCCAUACACAAAAUGCUCCUGUACAGUAAUGAAGAUAUCUGACAAAUUUUAUCAGGGAGCACAGAGCAUAAUUUUUCUGGCACUUUUUGCAGGAAAUAGCGUUGAAACUUGAAAAUGUUGGGCCAACUUUUUCAAGGUUUGAUCCAUAUCCAUCCUCGCCAUCCAUUUUUACCAACCAAGGUUCUAUCUAGGAUUUAUCUUUUGGGGGAGAAGUCCCGAGUGGCUGAAGGCAACAAGCUUCCUAGGGGGUCCAGGGACAAGAUCCCCAGAAAUUUUUUGAAAUGAAUUUGUGCUGAGAUAUAAUCUGGUGCAUUUUGAGACACAAUUUUGAGAAAUGUUACAGUGUGUGCAAUGACCUUGUCGUGUCUGGAUGAUUUUUCCAGUAUAGUUACCUAUAUACCAUAGCGAUAACAAUAUUUUGCGGGGGAAGCUUUACCGCUCAAAUACCCUAGAUAGAACCCUGCCGACGAGAGGAAACAGUUUUGGUACCUAAAUAAUGGUCUUAAAGAAUUAAACUGGACUGUUAAAUCUGGAUUUCUGUAGAAGCAAAGACACGUUUUAUAUUUUUUUAAGAAAGUUAACAAAUAGCAUGACACACAGUCGCAAGGAACCUGAAUUGAUAUUGUUAUUGGAAAUCAAGCAUUGCGCGCACAACCUACAGAUAAGUCAAUUAUCUUCUAGCAGAUAACUAACUAAUAUGUAGGUUGCACUGAUUUCCAAAAUUAACUGUAGGCUCUUAGCCAAUGAGAAGACAGAUAGUGCAAUGUAUAAUAAAUGUAUUUAUUUGUCAAUGAACCUUUAACUGCAGCUGCUGAACCUGAGGACCCACCCUCCCCUCCUCCAAUUGAUGACAACCUUGAUGAAGAUGAAGAUUUGCCAGAUGUUCCUGGCGAUGAUGAUGAUGAGGAGGAAGAGGAAGAUGAAGAUGGUGAUGAUGGGAAAGAGAUUCCUGAUGAACUUAAACAGGAAGCUGAAAAAAGAGCUGCAGAAAGCUCCAAAGAGGGUGAGUUCAUAAAUCAAAUAAAACUCUCUAAACUAUAUAUCCAAAUUGUGAUGGUUGUGAUGCGAGUUCACAAAACCGUAUUCCGUCUAUUGAAUUUUUAGCAUUUCUGAUGCUGUACUUUUACCAUAGGGCAGCAUUUACUUCACAAUUACAUUUUUUUGAAAUCAAUGACAACAAUUAUCAUUAUUACAAUAAAGCAAUAAUUUUUAACUAUUAUGUAAGACAGAAAGGUGUCUUUUGCUGAGAUUGAAUCGUAAUUGUCUGGUUGGUGUAGAUUACAAAGUUGUACCAAGUUACUGCCUUAAAAUCCUCGAAUAAACGCACAUUUUUUUUUUGAUUGGGUGGAAAGUUUAUUCGAGAGUGGUGUUUAUUGGUAGUUUUGCUUUCAUUGAGGGUGGCAUUAAAACCACACUUGAGUGGCUUUGAAAAAAGAAGUAACUUUAAAGCUUUACAUUAACAAACGAUCAUGGAAUUUAUGUCUUACUCAUUUGUGAAUUAAUUUUCCUUUUUCUUGCGUAAUAUUCUAUUCUAAGACUACCCCUACGCUUCAGACAUUUCCUUUUGAAUCUGAACCAAAAGAGCAUAAUCAGUAUCAUUAUCAAGCUUUAAUUUUUUUCUCUUCAAGUUAACAGAGGUUAAGUAAACCUGACUGACUUUGGUGUGGCUUUUUGCUUACAGAGAAGAAAGAAGGUGAUGACUUAAAGAUGCCUGAAUACGAUGAAGAGACACAAGCCAAAAUUACUGGUACAUUUUAUUUGCUCAUCAUUGACGUGCUGUGCAGUUGAGGAGUUGUACUAACAAUUAUUUUAAUUUUUGCUACAGCUGCUGAUCAGGCCAGAAAAGAAUUUAAUGACGCAGAAUCAGCUACUCAGGACACAGAAAAGGAAAUCAGGUCUGUUUAUCUGUUUAUGCCCCAAUAUCCACAUAAAAAUUCUCCAAACUGAUCUCUAUACAUUUCCUUUAAAGAAUGAGUUGAGAGAAUUUGAUAAAAGAUCAAAGCAUUUUUUCUUAGGUGAUCAUUUUAUUAAUUCUCAUAACCUAAUCUCUUGACAAUGUAUGGAUAUUGUUAGGACAAAAUUGAUGUUGGUCACUAUUGGGACUUAAAGGGUUAACUGUUUAUGCAAACAGCCGAACAACAACAAAUGUAUGCAGUAUAUAUGGUAUGAUCCAAAAACAGGCUGUGUGAGAAGACAGGCUAUCAACUUUUUAAAUUGUAUUGUCUUGUACUACAUGAAUAAAAAAAAGAGCAAUGGGUCCAAAGGGAAAGAUUUGCUUCAUAAUGCCCUUAGAGGAAACUAAAGAUAUUUAUUAUUGUGUUAUGAUUAAAGAAAGGAUUCUUUGAGGAACUGAUGACAAGGGUGUAGUAAAUGUUGUGGUCGACAAGGGCAAGCUACACAUUUAGAAGUCCAUGGAAAAGACAUAUGACAAAAUGUAUAUUUUAAAAAGAUGGUUUUGGGGGUAAUCUACUCUAAAAAUGAUGAGAACUAGAAAGGCAAGUGAUAGUUGAGUAGGGGAUGACAGAGGGGCGUCGUCGUUGCUUACAUGUAAGCUCCCUAUUCGGUUGGAUAGAAGGUGUGUUGCUCUUCCAAGCAGUAUAACUGUGUUUGGUUCUCCUCUUUUUAGUGAUCUUGAACGUGUCUUGAACUUGAAUCUGGGUCAAGAAGAAGAAUUUUCGCCACUUCAAGGCCAGUGCUUCGAAUACACUGACAGGGAGUAAGUAUGCACUUGUGUUACAACUAAAUAAAGAUGCACGAGCAGGGUGUAGUACAUGUAUUGAGGCGCGUCACGGAGUAGCAUGGAGUGACAUGUUAUAGCGUAGUUAACCACAAAUACUGGAGACUAUCUUACAAUCUUGCAUUUGAAUUCGAAGGCGUGUCAAGACAACUGAAGUUUCUUUUUCUUUCGAUUUUCAGGUAUCUCUACAAAGUUUGCCCAUUUGACAAAGCUUCUCAACAACCAAAGGACGGAGGCUCGGAAACAUCUCUCGGGUGAGCUUUUUGUCGAAUUUCGUUUUCUUAUUAUAUCUUUCCGUUAUUUAUAAGACAGGCAUUUCUAUCCUUUAAUAGACAGGCAAGGUUGAUAGACCAAGCGAUCGAAUUAUGCUGCAAUAGCCCCGUCGCCUACUUUGGGCUUUGUUAAAACUAUAGCGGAUAGCCUUUCAUGUCGCGUCAAACUGGAGAAACAGUUUUUCAUCCGUUAUCCGGACUCCGAGAAGUGGUUUCAAAAAAGAUUGCUGAGUAUUUGAUGCAGCUUCUCAACUUUUGAAAACAAACAAUAACAAUAAAAAAAUUAAAGGAAGAAGCUCGCUAAACUGUAUUCAUGAGUCGGUUUCCAUCAUUAAAGAAUUUUUUGUUAACAAAUUUAUUUUAGAACUUGGGGUGAAUGGACAGGAGACCCUAACAAGUACAGUCAAAUGAAGUAUUCAGGAGGACAGAGCUGCUGGAAUGGACCCAGUAGGUCAGCUAUGGUAAGUCCGAAAAAAAUGGUGUUGUGUUCGCACAUUGAGCGAGUACCCGUGAUAUGUAACCGUGUACAUAGUUACUCAAUUUCCCCCUGUCGGACUCCAUUUUGAAACAAGAACUUAGCAGCGAGUACAAAGCAGUGGACUGCCCCAGAACAAAAACGAUGCGCACACUGGGACCUUGAGACUGUUUCUCGAAGGUCCCGAUAACUUUUGGGGCCCGAAAGCUGUUUUGCGUUUGUGGUGUUUACAUUUAAGAUCAAAGUUUCAAUAACUUCGAAAACAGAACAAUGAAACUAUCAGUAAACGAAGCAAUUUUGAUUGGUUUGUGGGCUAGGAACUGUAGUACUAUUCAACAGGGUUUGAUUUUGAAAUUUGCCUUCGGGCCCGAAAAGUUUCCGGGUCUUUUGAGAAACGGGCCACUGGUGGUCAUGUUUGUGUCUGAGGACCUUGAACUCGCGCACCGGCACCGUGCCUGAAUUAUAGCGUGGGUACUUCAAAAAAGUGAGCGUUCACAUUAGUGCCCAGCAAAUACGCAUCCGGGCACCAUGCCCGGUAACAAAGUGUGAACGCGACCCGAGUAUACUCCAUUGCCUUCAGUGUAACUUCCACGGUCGUGUCUCGUCCCCUUGUUUUUCGUUUGUACGAAUUAGGGUGCAUAGAUCUAACGAAAAAUUACAUUGCCAACCAGAAACUGUAUUAAACCUCUGCUUCGUGUUACUUGUGUAGGUAAACCUUCGAUGUGGCUCGACAAAUGAAUUGGUGCAAGUAACGGAACCUAGCAGAUGUGAAUAUCUCAUGGAAUUCAAAACUCCUGCUGCGUGCCAGAACGUUGAUGUGGAGUCGUCUUUCACUCACCAGCAUGGAGAUGAGCUUUGA